GGAGCGGCGGGCGGGGCGGCAUGGAGAUCGAGAUCUCGGCGGCGGCGGCCUUCAUCACCCGCCUCCUGCGGGCCGCCGGCGGGAUCGACGAGGAGCAGCUGCGGUGCUUCCGGGAGUGCCUGCAGGCGGCGCUGCGCGAGCACUACAAGCACCACUGGUUCCCCCUGGUGCCCUCCAAGGGCUCCGGCUACCGGUGCAUUAGGAUCAACCAUCAGAUGGACCCCUUGAUAGGCAAGGCAGCGGGCAUGAUUGGACUGAGCCACGAGAGACUCUUCCAGCUCCUACCCAGCGAACUGACUCUUUGGGUCGACCCUUUCGAAGUGUCCUACCGCAUAGGUGAAGAUGGGUCCAUCUGUGUCCUCUACGAAGGCCCCCAGCCUGACGGGAGGGCCAGCCGGGCGCUGGAGGGCCGGGGCAGCUGCAGGGGGGACUGGAGGACAGGCAGGUCCAGCCCUUCCAAGAGGUCCAUGAUGACACAGUUUCUAGUUAAAAAUUGCUGUUUCUUGUAGAGUGAUGUGUGUAUCCCGAAGUUAUAGUAAACUUAAACGUAACAGAUUUUUUUGGUUUUUAGUUGUUUGUUUGGGGUUUUUUCCACCCGAUAGUCAUGAAGGUUGUAGCAGUACUGCCGAGUUCUUUGUGGCCAAGGGCUAAUGUAUAAAGCAGGUCUUUACACUGCAUGUUCCCUUCUGUGUCCUGUAAAUGCACUGUACAGCCAGUUGAUUGUUUUACACAUUUAUAUUUUGGCUAUUUGUAAUAAAAAAGCAAUAUUGUAGCAUUCUUUAUGAUGGAUUUUAGUCAAGAUUAACACUUGCUAAAACAUUCCUCAGCUUGUAGAGCAAUAACACGAAAGGGGGUGGGAAACAAAUCUGCACAUAAAUCUCCAGUGAUUUGUCUGCACAGACUUCUCUCAGGGUUGUUCAAGUUUGGCUGUGAGGCACAAAUCACAAAAAUAACUCUUAUUUUUUCCCUUUUCAAAGCAUGCAUUUAUUUGAGGGCCAGAUUCCAUCAUGCCCCAACGUUUUGACAAAAAUAAUUGGGGAAUUAGUUUGUCUUGUUAUUUCCAGUCAUUGGAGUAGAAGAAUAAAGACUUGCUCAAACUGC
Molecule: messenger RNA, 1101 nt
Organism: Apus apus (common swift)
Lineage: Eukaryota; Metazoa; Chordata; Aves; Apodiformes; Apodidae
Product: protein BTG2-like
Exons: 2
Coding region: 21-509 (162 amino acids)
Biological process (GO): negative regulation of mitotic cell cycle; negative regulation of cell population proliferation
Cellular component (GO): cytoplasm; nucleus
Source: RefSeq, a predicted model, not a curated record